This is a messenger RNA of Cucumis sativus (cucumber), 1497 nucleotides long. RefSeq names its product ylmG homolog protein 1-2, chloroplastic. The record is from RefSeq and is a predicted model, not a curated record. The transcript has 2 exons. The coding region runs from base 235 to 921 and encodes 228 amino acids. Gene Ontology annotation, biological process: chloroplast fission. NCBI's taxonomy places the organism in Eukaryota, Viridiplantae, Streptophyta, Magnoliopsida, Cucurbitales, Cucurbitaceae. Gene Ontology annotation, cellular component: membrane.
UUCAUCGAAGUCGGAAGGGAAGAUUGAGAAGCAGGGGGUUAAGGAGGACAAUUUUAACGUUUCACAAAUUAUUUGUCCAAUUUUUAUUUUCUGUUUUUUUUUUUUUUUUGAAGAAUGAUCCAAACUUAAGACGACUUGAAAUUAUCUUAUUUUUGGCGAUUUCCCUUUAUCUUUCCCUCACUUUCCUCCUUCAGCGGCCACAAUUUUCCCGAUAAACGAACACAACAGCCAACUAUGGCUUCUUCGCUAAUCGCUUCUCAAUCUCUUCCCCUUCGCCGCCCCCUCCUCCCCCCAAACCUACGCCGCCCACCAACUUAUCCGCUCCUCCUCCCUUUGUCCACCGUCAAAUCUCCAAAUCUCGGUCUUAGGGUUUUAGCUUCCUCAUCCCCUUCUUCUUAUUCACCAAAACUUUCCCAUCAAUCACAAGAAAUCCCGAUUUCAUCGCUCCUUACCGGUCCAACCCGGAUACUUGCUACCAUUCUUUCUGUUUCCCUAGCAUUUUCUACCGUAAUUGUUCAACUGGUUCAGAAUGUUUGGCCGAUUUUGAUUCCCCAGUGUCUCAUAAAUAAUCCCUGUUCUGGGCUCGGUGCCUUACAGCCGGCCGGCUCUUUGUUCUUUGCUGCUGUACGGAAUCGUACUGCUCUCAACACGCCUUUGACGGUAGUGGCUGUAGGUUUGGCUAAGUGGCUGGAUAUAUACAGUGGGGUUUUGAUGGUUAGGGUUUUACUGAGUUGGUUCCCCAACGUUCCUUGGGAGCGGCAGCCACUCUCUGCAAUUCGUGAUCUCUGUGAUCCGUACUUGAACCUCUUCCGGAAUAUCAUUCCUCCAAUCUUCGAUACGCUUGAUGUUAGCCCACUUUUGGCUUUUGCGGUUCUGGGCGCACUAGGGGCAAUUAUGGGCAGCAGCACUCGUGUUUAUUGAAGGAGGCUAUGAGUGGAUUUGGUUGGCUGGUUGGUUAGUGGCGGAAUUUACGACGAGUAAGAUAGAUUAUGGGAUCAUUUUUAGAUGGUGAGAAGGUUAAAACUAAAAGUGCAGUCGCAAAUCUUGUUUAUGUGGAUGCCAGUUCAACUAUUAUUCCACCUUCGAACGUAUCUUGCAUUUGAAUAUUAUUGUAUAACAGGUGGAUUCUGGUUGUACCCCUAUUGGCAUGGAGAAAUAUUAGGAUUUUUUAAUGAGCUGUUGGUUGAAAAUGUUGUAUAGAUAUUAUAUAUUUAUACCUAUGCUCUUCAUCUUCAGGAAUUGAAGUUGCAUUUGAGAUGUGAUAAACUGUCUUUGUAUUAGAAAUAUCUUUUCACUUGCUGUGGACAGGUGGAAGAUUUGUGAAAUAGACAGGAUAAAAAAUGAAACCUACCGGCUCUAGUUUUGCUUCCACGUGAAUCUUUACCUUGUGGUGUAGAUGGAUGGGGGAAAUAACCCAAAAUAACAAUGUAGUUGGAGAACGGACAGUAUCUUGGAGUUGAGCUUGAUUGAUAUGGAAAUUGAAAAUUCCUUUUCUUU